CCUCGCUGGUCUACGACUGAAGGUGCUGCGGCACCAUGGCCAACCUGGAGCAGUGGGUGAGCGACCGCCUGCACGACAUCCUCGGCCUCAGCGACAGGUACGUCUCUCAGUUCAUGAUCGGCGUCGCUCGGAAAGCGUCCAGUCCCGAGGACUUCGUGGGUCGCCUCGAGCAGACGGGGACAAUCGACAUCGAUCACAGCGUGACGGCCUUCGCUAAAGAACUCUUUGAAAAGAUCCCCCGGCGUCAGGCCGUGGAGAAGCCGUCCAGAGCGAUGGAGCGACAGGCGAUAGAGAUGGACAGGAAGAACCGGACGUACACGCUGCUGGAGGACAGCGACAGCUGCGAGGAGGCGGUGGGAGAGAAGCAGAAAGGAAAGAAGAAAAGCAAAGAAAAAGCGCGAGGAAACAAGAAGAAACACAUCCGGCAGAAGAAAGCCAGCGAGUCUUCGAGCGAGGACGAACCGUCUAAACGGGGUCAUUCUGGCCAAGAAGCCCAGAAGUCUGUAAAGAAAGAAGAAGAGGAGGAGGAGGAAGAGUGGGAGAAGGAGGAGAGAGAACGACUGCAGGACAUCGAGGAGAGAGACGCCUUCGCUCAGAGAGUGAGACAGAAGGACAAAGAAAAGACCCGAAACAUCGCAGAGCGGACGGACAAAAAGGCGUACGAAGAAGCUCAGAAGCGUCUGAAGAUGGCCGAGGACGAUCAGAGGAACAUGCUGCCGGAGCUGAGGAAACGCUCCCGCUGGGACUACCUGAAGAAGAGGGAGUCGGAGAAGCUGGAGGACCUGGACGCAGAGAUCUACGACGAGGAGUACCUCUUCUCCACGAACGAGCUGACGGAGAGGGAGAAGAAGGACCUGGAGCACAAACGCACCAUCAGAGAUCUGGCUAAAGACUACAAGAAGGCCGGAGCCAAGGAGCAGGAUGAGAGGAAGAACCGGUACUACAUGCCCGAGGAGAACAGGAUGAAGGAGGUCCCUCAGAAGGAACUGGACCUGGAGCUGGAGGAGGCCCCGAUGGAGCUGGGGGGCGAGCAGGGCCGCUGGGAGGAGGAGAGGCUGAAGACGGCCUCGCUCAGCUUCGGGGCCAGGAAGGAGCGCGAGCAGGGCCUGAAGGAGGAGCAGGAGCGCUACCAGCUGAUCAUGGAGGAGGACGAGAUGAUCCACUUCGUCAGCACGGCCAUCACCAUGAAGGGAACGCGCUCGGAGCAGGAUCGUGAGGAGCCGUCUCUGUCUCAGGCCGAGCUGAAGAAGCACUCCAUCCAGGAGGUCCGGCGCAGCCUCCCCAUCUUCCCCUACAGAGAAGACCUGCUGGCUGCCAUCCACGAGCACCAGGUCCUGGUCAUUGAGGGCGAGACGGGUUCAGGAAAGACCACCCAGAUCCCUCAGUACCUGCUGGAGGACGGCUACACCAACGGAGGGAUGAAGAUCGGCUGCACGCAGCCUCGCAGGGUGGCGGCCAUGUCGGUGGCGGCCCGAGUGGCCGAGGAGAUGAACGUGAAGCUCGGUAACGAGGUGGGGUACAGCAUUCGUUUUGAGGACUGCACGUCGGAGAGGACCGUGCUGAAGUACAUGACGGACGGGAUGCUGCUCCGAGAGUUCCUCACAGAACCGGACCUGGCCAGCUACAGCGUGGUCAUCAUCGAUGAAGCUCACGAGCGAACACUCCACACGGACAUCCUGUUCGGCCUGAUCAAAGACAUCGCCCGUUUCCGGCCCGACCUGAAGGUUCUGGUGGCGAGCGCCACGCUGGACACGGAGCGGUUCUCCAGCUUCUUCGACGACGCUCCUGUGUUCAGGAUCCCUGGCAGGAGGUUCCCCGUCGACAUCUUCUACACCAAGGCUCCUGAGGCGGACUACCUGGAUGCCUGUGUGGUGUCGGUGCUGCAGAUUCACGUCACUCAGCCUCCAGGAGACGUCCUGGUCUUCCUCACUGGACAGGAGGAGAUCGAAGCGUGUUGUGAGAUGCUGCAGGAGCGGUGCCGGCGGCUCGGGUCCAAGAUCGCCGAGCUGCUCAUCCUUCCCAUCUACGCCAACCUGCCGUCCGACAUGCAGGCGAAGAUCUUCACUCCGACUCCUCCUGGAGCCCGAAAGGUGGUGGUGGCUACCAACAUCGCAGAGACGUCUCUGACCAUCGACGGCAUCAUCUACGUCAUCGACCCUGGCUUCUGCAAGCAGAAGAGCUAUAACGCUCGCACCGGCAUGGAGUCUCUGAUCGUCACGCCGUGCUCGCGGGCUUCAGCCAAUCAGAGAGCGGGCCGCGCUGGCAGAGUGGCUGCUGGGAAAUGUUUCCGCCUCUACACGGCCUGGGCCUUCAAGCACGAGAUGGAGGAGACCACGGUCCCUGAGAUUCAGAGGACCAACCUGGGGAACGUGGUCCUGCUGCUGAAAAGUUUAGGGAUCAACGACCUGAUCCACUUUGACUUCAUGGACCCGCCUCCUCACGAGACCCUGGUUCUGGCUCUGGAGCAGCUUUACGCUCUGGGAGCCCUGAACCACAUGGGAGAGCUCACAAAGCUGGGUCGCAGGAUGGCCGAGUUACCCGUCGACCCGAUGCAGAGCAAGAUGAUCCUGGCCUCUGAGCAGUACAAGUGUUCAGAAGAAGUUCUGACCAUCGCAGCCAUGCUGUCGGUGAACAACUCCAUUUUCUACCGGCCUAAAGACAAAGUGGUCCACGCCGACAACGCCAGGAUGAACUUUGUGGUUCCGGGAGGGGACCACCUGGUUCUGCUCAACGUCUACACACAGUGGGUGGAGAGCGGCUUCUCCACGCAGUGGUGCUACGAGAACUUCAUCCAGUUCCGCUCCAUGAGGAGGGCCCGGGAUGUCCGGGACCAGCUGGAGGGCCUGAUGGACCGCAUCGAGGUGGAGGUGCUCAGCUGUCAGGGAGACAACAUCCCCAUCCGCAAGGCGGUGACGGCGGGGUAUUUCUACCACACGUCCCGGCUCAGCAAAGGCGGCUACAAGACGGUGAAGCACCAGCAGACGGUCUACGUCCACCCCAACAGCUCCCUGUUCGAGGAGCAGCCCCGCUGGCUCAUCUACCACGAGCUGGUCUUCACCACCAAGGAAUUCAUGAGACAGGUGAUCGAGAUCGACAGCGGCUGGCUGCUGGAAGUGGCCCCCCACUACUACAAGAGCAAAGAGCUGGAGGACAGCAGCAGCAAGAAGAUGCCCCGCAAGCAGGGCAAAACGAAGGAGGAGCUGGGCUGAGGCGAACGGUGCACGAGCGCACGACACACGCAGCGUGAGAUCAGGACGAGCUGUGGGAAACGGACGCCUGGGGGGGGGCUCUCAGGAUCUCACGAGGUCGUUGUAACUUCUGGACAGAGGCUCAGGGGAAAAUGGACCCGGAUGGUUUGAUCUUAAACCAGAACACGGCUCGGACUCAGACUGUUGAACCGUUACCGCUCAGAACUCUGUCCCAGCGAGUCUCCGGUGAAAACCCAAAGAACCGAGGCUCCGACCGUUUGUUCUGAUUUAUCUUCGGUAAUAAAUCUUCACCA
Molecule: messenger RNA, 3502 nt
Organism: Nematolebias whitei (Rio pearlfish)
Lineage: Eukaryota; Metazoa; Chordata; Actinopteri; Cyprinodontiformes; Rivulidae
Gene: dhx16
Product: DEAH (Asp-Glu-Ala-His) box polypeptide 16
Exons: 21
Coding region: 36-3209 (1057 amino acids)
Cellular component (GO): intracellular anatomical structure; catalytic step 2 spliceosome
Molecular function (GO): ATP binding; RNA binding
Source: RefSeq, a predicted model, not a curated record